UGUGUUUGGAGAUGUUCUCCAGAGUGAGUGGAAUUUCGGGUUUGACCAGAUUGCCCAGUCGGGUAAACUCAACGGUACCCGCCUUCUGUAGACAUCAGCAUCGGACCCUCAGCUCUGAGGCUGCAGGCGUCAAGGUGCUGUAUGAUGGGCUUUGUCCCAUAUGUGUGACGGAAAUCAAGUUCCUCCAGUUUCUGCAGAGGAACCGACCUGGGAAAGUAGAUUUUAUUGAUAUCGCCCUGCCAGGCUAUGAUGGAAAGAAAUACAAGGAUGUCAGCUACGAGAUGGCCAUGGAGGAAAUGCAUGUGAUUGAUGACCGAGGCGAGGUUCACCGUGGGGUCCCAGCGUUUGCAGUCAUGUACAGCGCAGUGGGCCUCGGCUGGUUGGGUCGCCUUAUGAUGUGGUCACCUCUGAGACCGUACAUGGACAAGUCCUAUGCCAUCUUUGCCAGGAAUCGCUUAAAGUGGACCGGACGUGGGGAUGAGUGCACCUCAGGACGCUGUGAAAAGAAAACACAAUGACUCUUUCCACAGAGAAAAUAAAGUAUGUUUAAUAAGUUAAUUUACUGUCAAGAACUGGAUUACUAGCACAUGAUUUGUCCAGUUUAAGCAUCAGUUUAUCAUGAACCUGUCAGGUUUAAAGACUGUUCUUAGCUAAAGGGAAACACUGUCUGCCUUAAUAAAUGUGUAUAUUUUGAAGCCAAAUUUUGAUGCAGAUUUUCUUCUAAGACUAGGUUUGGUUUAACACACGUCAGUGAAAUUGGUGAAAAGAAAGAAAACAUCCACUAAGAUUGAUCCAGAAAUGCAAAUAGAGAUAUUGAUAUUGUAAGAUGAAAGCAAAACAAGGUUUUCAGUGUAUUGAACUUGGCCUGAAUAUUAAAUAUUGAUGCAUGUUUAGCAUUUAGCAUCCAAAGAAAUACAACCAACAAGUACAGGCAAUUUAAAAAACAUUUAAAAACAGCUAAUAACACAAAUUUCUCAGGAAUUUCUUUUAUAUUUGCAUCAAUAACUCACGCUGAGAUUCUCAUCAUCUGGAGCUCUGAGCUUUGUAACUCCUAACCAUAACAAACAACGGUGCAGAGAGGAAACUUUACAGCAAAAGACAGAGAGUAAUGGUGUGCUGUAUACAAGGCUGUCACACUAUGACAAAUAUACAGAACAGAGAAAAUCACUGAAGCAAAAUGCAGCCAAUUUCCUGUCGCACACAGCGUCUCAGAUUGAGGUUCAUUCAAAAGGAGAUAGACAACCAAACUGUCAGGGAGCUGCCACUAGAUGUCACCGUAAGUCUAGAAUAAUAUCAGCCAUGAGUGCAAAAUUGCUCCUCAGGGCUUGUGUUGUGUUGCAGUCAUGAUUAUUUGCUAGAUCAUGAUUAAAGUUGCCUUGUAGCAGAUAUAAACAGAAAUGAUGGGUGACAUCAAUAUCUAGUGUUUCUCACAAUAAAGGGAACUUGAAAAACCAA
This is a messenger RNA of Epinephelus moara (kelp grouper), 1455 nucleotides long. RefSeq lists its product as uncharacterized. The record is from RefSeq and is a predicted model, not a curated record. NCBI's taxonomy places the organism in Eukaryota, Metazoa, Chordata, Actinopteri, Perciformes, Serranidae. Gene Ontology annotation, molecular function: protein-disulfide reductase activity. The coding region runs from base 12 to 518 and encodes 168 amino acids. The transcript is spliced from 3 exons.